Molecule: messenger RNA, 2656 nt
Organism: Nymphaea colorata (pocket water lily)
Lineage: Eukaryota; Viridiplantae; Streptophyta; Magnoliopsida; Nymphaeales; Nymphaeaceae
Exons: 18
Coding region: 1015-2349 (444 amino acids)
Molecular function (GO): S-adenosylmethionine-dependent methyltransferase activity
Source: RefSeq, a predicted model, not a curated record
CCAUAGUCCAGGCUUUGUUUGACAAAACUGGAGACUUUCGUCAAUCCCUCUCCCUCCUCCAACCGAAACCCCGGUUUGCUCCUUCCCAGUUCCCUCUUCGGCCGGCUCCAUACGAGGACCUGUAUCACCUGCGCCCCCCCAGCCGGUGGCCGGCCUUAUUAUCCCCGUGCGCAAUUUCCGUAGACCGGGUGGCGCACAAAACUCGGUGGGGCGAAGAAAUUGGUCGCCGUCAUUAACAUCAAUGGCUCCCGUCUCAUCUUUGGAAGUUGGAACCUUUGUCGGUCAUGGAGCAAUCCGCGGUCAUCGGUGAUCGUUUGGCUCGGGGACGGCGAAUAAGAAGCACAAGCAGAACGAAGAGGCUGACUGAGGAACAAACUUGACGCGUCUGAGCUAUCCUACUACUCGGAUCGAACUUCAACAGACCUAAAAAGAAGAAGGGUAAGAAGGAGUGACAGAGCGCGAGCGAAUGGGGGUGAGCAAGUUGGAGGAGGCCCUGGAGAUUCAAUCGUUAAGGCGGAUUAUUAGCGCCUUCCUCAAGUAAUAAUCUUCUCAAGCGGGGUUUUGCUUAGGACUCUUCUUCUUUUCGUUCUUCAAUUUGUUUUCUCGAUUUAAACUCUGCCCGCCGUAAUGGCGACAAUGUGAAACCUAACUUAUAGAGUGUAGUUACGUCUCACUUGAAGACCAUUUACUUGUUUUGGUUGUUAUUAUUUGUUUCGUAGCUAUCCUGCAGCAGCCAGACAAGAUGUGAAGAAGUAUGAAAGAUCAUUUGAAAAGCUUUCACCCAAACACAAGGCUCUUCUUCCAAAUUAUCUCCUUAAGUGCCAGAAGCUGAGAUGCUAAAAUGAAGCUUUCCCUACUUUUUUUUGGUGAAAGGAAGCACAAUCACACAGCAACAUAAGGAUCAAAAGCAUUUCUAAAUUCUCUACUGGAUGUGAAGGGGAAGCAAGAAAAGCAAAACAUGAAUCAAGGAUGUGAUAGUAUCUAAGGUAGCAGAAGUAGAAGAAGGCAUAGUUCAUGUGUCACAUUCCAAAGUUUAGUCUCUAUAGUCUGCAUUUGAAGAGGUGUAUCUCCAUUAAUUCUUUCUUCGUCUUGCACAUGCUUCAGGCAUUUGAGCCUCCAUUUGACAUGAGCCAGGAUAUGGAGAUUUCUGAGAAUGAAAGGGCAGAAAAUAGUGGUAGUGAGCAAUUUCAAGCUACAUCAGUUACUCAAUCUGUAACAAGCACUAUGCAGUGUAGUGAGAAGCACGUAUUAGCCUGCACAGGCACAUCUGUUUCUCAUGAUAAUCAGGCCAAUGGUGAUGAUCAUGACAAUGCAUCUGGUAAAUCACCCAAGAAGAUGACAUACCAAGAGGGGUCUCAAAUGGAGUGUUCCUGCAAUUACAUGGUGGAUAAUUGUGCUGUCAGCUCUUCUUGUUCUGUGGAUAAGCAUGGUUUUAAUGCCAGUUCUUCCAUCAGUCAUGAUAUUGUUGAUUCGGUUGCAAUGAAUCAAAAAGUAAAUUCUCCACCACGUUCUUGGUUUGAUCCAUCAUUUCAAUUGGACGUUCCCUUAAUGGAUGUUGACAAGGUACGGUGUGUCAUACGAAGUAUUGUUAGAGAUUGGACUGUAGAAGGACAAAGAGAGCGUGACCAGUGCUAUAAGCCUAUUCUUGAUGAGCUAAAUCGACUUUUUCCUGAUCGCAGCACCAGUAGCCCACCUAGUUGCUUAGUGCCCGGUGCUGGACUUGGAAGGCUUGCCUUGGAGAUAUCCUGUCUUGGAUUUAUAAGUCAAGGCAAUGAAUUCUCAUAUUACAUGAUGAUAUGUUCAAGCUUUAUUCUUAACCACACUCAGAGGGCAAGGGAAUGGACAAUAUAUCCUUGGAUACAUAGCAAUUGCAACUCACUUUCAGACAGUGACCAGCUUCGUCCUGUUGAAUUUCCUGAUCUUCAUCCUGCAAGUGCAGGAAUAACUGAGGGUUUCUCAAUGUGUGCUGGAGAUUUCGUUGAGGUCUACAAUGAACCCAGCCAGGAAGGGGCCUGGGAUUCUGUCGUGACUUGUUUCUUCAUUGAUACUGCCCAUAAUAUUGUUGAGUACAUCGAAGUUAUUUCUAAAAUACUUCGAGAUGGGGGGGUUUGGAUAAAUCUUGGGCCACUUCUUUACCAUUUUGCUGAUGCUUAUGGUCCAGAUGAGAUGUCUAUUGAACUAAGUCUGGAUGAUGUUAAGAGAGUUGCUCUGCAUUAUGGGCUGGAAUUAGAGAUGGAGAAGACUAUCAGAACAACGUACACUGCAAAUCCUAGGUCGAUGAUGCAAAACUGGUACUCCGCUGCUUUUUGGACCAUGAGGAAAAGAAGAGCAGGCCAACCGAGCUGCUAGUGGGAUUCUAAAAUAUUAUUCUCAUGCUGGGAACUACUUCAAAGAAAUACCUGGAUUGAAGGUAAUCAUGUCAUCAAUUUACCGAGUUAAAAUGUUUCUAGAGUUUUUGAUAGGAGCAGCUGAUGAAGCCCCUGUAAGCUGCUCCACAUGGUUCAAGGGAAAUGCCAGAUAGUGGGGUCAACCGGAGAACCAAGGAAAGUACAGAAAGUGUUUAUACUAUUUCAUAUGUAUUUUCACUUGUAUAAGCACCAUUAUUUUGUUUUAUUAUUUAAUUUUAUAAAGUUAAUAUCAGAACUUUUACUCUCUA